CAAUCAAAGAAAUACAACAAAGUUCUGAAGAAAGAUUUGAACAAACCUUAGAAUUAGCAAAGAAAAUUGCACUCAAAAAAGCAGAAAUAUACAAAGAAUCUGCAAAAGAAAUUUAUGAAUCAAUCAACACUCAUCUAGAAGCAAUCUUACGAGAAGGAAAAGAAGGUCAACAACAGUCAUACCAAGACUUGAUUAACAAAAUAUCAAAAACAGAUAAACCAAAGAAAGAACACAAAAAAUAUCUUAUAACAGAAAUAAAAAAUUCUGAGAAUAAGAAGGAACAAAUUAUAGAACUAAAAUUAAUGAACCCUACCAAGAAAACAUUUGAAGAAUCAAUUGAUGAAUUAAAAGAAACAGUUUUAGAUCAACUAAAAAAAAGAGAAUCCUUUGAAGAAAAAGACCAAUAUAACUAUUAUACAGAAGCUAUAAAACUCAAGUGGACUAUAGGAUAUCAAGAUACCACAGAUCAAAUAGCAAAACAAUUCUCAGAAGCAAAGACAUACCAUGAUUGGUCAAAGAUAAUUGAAGAUAAAUUAAUUGAUAAUUAUGAUUAUAUUCCAACAGAAUAUAAAAGCAGAAGAAUAUAUUAUUACGAACUAAUAAAACAGAAAAACUGUAUUAGAAGUCAAGAAAUAGGAUCCUGUGAUAAUUGUAUAAUAACAGGAAGAUUCUGUAAAGUAGAAUUAAAAGAAAGAAGUACAAGAGAAAAAGAAAAACUUCCAAGAAAGAAAUUAGAACCAACAUACAAAACUGAAAGAAGAAAUCAGGAAUUUCUUGAAUCAGUAAAACUUCAACAAAAAACAAUACAAAAUUGUAAACAUUGUCUAGAAAGACAUAAAGAGU
Messenger RNA from Cetraspora pellucida, 843 nucleotides. NCBI's taxonomy places the organism in Eukaryota, Fungi, Glomeromycota, Glomeromycetes, Diversisporales, Gigasporaceae. The record is from the annotation of a GenBank genome assembly.